Messenger RNA from Lytechinus variegatus (green sea urchin), 2024 nucleotides. It is a transcript of the gene suclg2, whose product is annotated as succinate--CoA ligase [GDP-forming] subunit beta, mitochondrial-like. Gene Ontology annotation, cellular component: succinate-CoA ligase complex; mitochondrion. Gene Ontology annotation, biological process: succinyl-CoA metabolic process; tricarboxylic acid cycle. Gene Ontology annotation, molecular function: ATP binding; succinate-CoA ligase (GDP-forming) activity. NCBI's taxonomy places the organism in Eukaryota, Metazoa, Echinodermata, Echinoidea, Temnopleuroida, Toxopneustidae. The coding region runs from base 55 to 1335 and encodes 426 amino acids. The record is from RefSeq and is a predicted model, not a curated record. The transcript has 11 exons.
UUGUGUUCGUGGUAUUCAUUCUACUUUCUAGAUCCACUCUGUUCACCCUUCGUAAUGGCUCAUGUUGCAAGGUUGAUAUCAGGCUGUCGCCAGUCUUUUCAGACAGUCCUCCAGCGAAACGCUGGUGUAGUUGGGACAGUGCCAGUGAGACACCUCAACUUACAGGAGUACCAAAGUAAGAAGCUGAUGCAGCAGUAUGAUGUUAACGUUCAGAAGUUCAUGGUUGCUGAUGAUGCUCAACAAGCAGUCCAGCAAGGCAAAGACUUGGAUGUGAGAGAGAUUGUAUUGAAAGCUCAGAUACUGGCAGGAGGUAGGGGUAAAGGAACAUUCUCUAGUGGUCUCAAAGGAGGAGUUCACCUAACCAAAAACCCAAAUGAUCUUGGUCCAUUAGUAGAACAGAUGAUUGGAGCCAAACUCACCACCAAACAAACUCCCAAGGAUGGGGUUCUUGUUAAAAAGGUAAUGGUAGCAGAGGCAUUAGAUAUUGAAAGGGAAACAUAUUUAGCCAUCUUAAUGGACAGAGGUAUGAUGGGACCAGUCCUUAUUGGUAGUCCAGCUGGUGGAGUUGAUAUUGAAGAGGUAGCAGACAAAACCCCAGAGCUUAUAUUCAAGGAACCUAUUGACAUUUUUGUUGGCAUCACUGAUGAACAAGCUGUUACCAUGGCAAAGAAUCUUGAUUUUAAAGGGGAUCUUAUCAGGGUGGCAGCAGACCAAAUUAAGAAUUUAUAUAAAUUAUUCCUUGGAGUAGAUGCCACACAAGUUGAAGUCAAUCCUUUUGGAGAAACAGAUGAUGGAAGAGUGGUAUGCUUCGAUGCCAAGAUCAACUUUGAUGACAAUGCAGAGUUCCGUCAGAAGGAGGUCUUUGCAAUGGACGAUAUGACCGAGGCAGACCCCAAGGAAGUUCUAGCAGCUGAACAUAACCUUAACUACAUUAGUAUGGAUGGCAAUAUUGGAUGCUUAGUAAAUGGUGCUGGACUGGCCAUGGCAACCAUGGAUAUCAUCAAGCUUCAUGGUGGAGAGCCAGCAAACUUCUUAGAUUGUGGUGGUGGAGUAGGAGAGUCUCAGGUCUUUGAAGCAUUUAAACUUAUCAGCUCAGAUGAAAAUGUAAAAGCUAUCUUAGUGAAUGUAUUUGGCGGUAUUGUAGAUUGUUCCAUAAUUGCUAAUGGCAUCACAUCAGCUUGCAGAGGAAUGGAUCUUAAAGUACCCCUUGUGGUCAGGUUAGCAGGGUUCAAUGUAGAAAAAGCUACUGACAUUCUCAACGACAGUGGUCUUCCAAUUAAAAUUGCUUCUGAUCUUGAAGACGCUGCCAAGAAAGCUGUGUCUUGCCUUAAUUAACAACAUAGUAGAAAGGCCCAUUAACAUGAACAGGAUUCUGUACUGGAUUCAAAGGAUACAUCAAGCUUUAUCCAUACAUGGCACAAUGAACUUUCUUAAAACUUUGCUGGUGUAAUAAAAGACAUCAGUUUUGGACACACAACCUUUUAGAACCCAGCUCUAAAUAAAUAUCACUUGUAGAGUAGUGAUAUAGCUGCUGCAAUAUUUUUGGCCACCACUGGAUUAUUGAGCAGGAUUCUACACUUUGUGUGACGAACGAAUCAUUUAGCCGGAUACCGUCACUUAAUGUGAUAAAAAAAACUGCUGAAAGUGAAGAGGUCUUCAAAGUGUACCUUUAACUGAACAGUCUGUUACCUUAGGUUAAUAUAUUCUACAACAGGUCAUGGACGUAGAUAUUAGACAGAUCGCAUAUUGCAAUUUAGAAUUUAUCUCAAACCUCUGUAAGGAGUUCUCACAACUGGGAUUUUUGAUAUUGUAUGCCAACCUAGGUAUUGCAAGACAUUUUACCUCUUCAUCAUUAUGGAUAUCAAGAUUCGAAUUUUUAAAUUUGUUGAUAUCAAUAAAUCAUUUGGUAUUGUUAAUAAAAUAACAAUUACAAAUAUGAAGAUUUGGAUUAAAUAAACAGCUUGCAAAAGAGGUUUGUAUGUCAGCAUAUGCAGGCUAAAACAUCCAGGUAUGACCACUCUUUU